AUGGUUUUACCCUCACAUUCAAAAAAACCCUUUAUCCCUAAUGUGGAGCAGCUGAUCCUGGGGAUCCCGGGCCAGAAUCACCGGGAGAUAGGCCAUGGCCAGGAUAUGUUUCCAGCAGAGAAGCUCUGCCAUCUGCAGGAUCACAAGGUAAACCUUCACAGAGCUGCCUGGGGCAAGUGUAUGGUUGCACCCAAGACUCUCAGCUUCCCUUACUGACAGAGGACCUGCCCGGCCUUCAACAGUGAGCUCCGUCAUUCCAGCUCUGAGUGCUGUAAGAGGGGAGUACCUACAUGUCCCUGGCUCUUCCAGACCUGCCAUCCCACCAGGGUCAGACUCUUCUCCCUGAUGGUCCAGGAUGACAAACACAAGAUGAGUGUGCACUAUGUGAACACUUCCUUGGUGGAGAAGUGUGGCUGCUCUUGA
Messenger RNA from Nomascus leucogenys (northern white-cheeked gibbon), 423 nucleotides. Its product is annotated as inhibin beta B chain. The record is from RefSeq and is a predicted model, not a curated record. The transcript has 3 exons. NCBI's taxonomy places the organism in Eukaryota, Metazoa, Chordata, Mammalia, Primates, Hylobatidae. Gene Ontology annotation, molecular function: growth factor activity.